GGCCGGGGCGAGGCGGGGGCCCGAAGGUGUAAGAAUUUGUCUGUAUCUUUCUGGAAUUCCUAUUGGAUGCUGCCCUCUGAUGUUUGUGGAAUGAACUGCUUUUGGGAAGCUGCUUUUAGAUAUGAUUAUAUGAAAACACAUCCUUCUGAGAAAAUGCAUCUAGCAGUGGUGGCCUGUGGUGAAAGACUGGAAGAAACUGUUACUAUGUUGAGAUCAGCCAUUAUUUUCAGCAUCAGACCUCUCCACUUUCAUAUUUUUGCUGAGGACCAAUUACACGAGCGUUUCAAAGACAUACUUGACGAAUUCCCCUAUGAAGGAAAAGUUAAUUAUACGUUAUAUCCAAUAACAUUUCCAACUGAGAGUGCAGCAGAAUGGAAGAAAUUGUUUAAACCAUGUGCUUCACAAAGGCUAUUUUUGCCAUUAAUCCUCAAAAAUGUGGAUUCACUACUGUAUGUUGAUACCGACAUCCUGUUUUUGAGGCCUGUUGAUGAUAUUUGGUCUUUUCUGGGAAAGUUCAACUCCACACAAAUCGCUGCAAUGGCACCAGAACACGAAGAGCCUCGUAUUGGGUGGUAUAAUCGCUUUGCUAGACAUCCCUAUUAUGGAGUAACUGGAAUUAAUUCUGGAGUCAUGUUAAUGAAUAUGACACGUAUUAGAAGAAAAUAUUUCAAGAAUGAUAUGACACCAGUCCGGUUACAGUGGGGAGAAAUUCUUAUGCCACUGCUGAAGAAAUACAAGUUGAACAUAACAUGGGGUGAUCAGGAUCUAUUGAACAUUAUGUUUUUUCACAAUCCAGAAAGUCUUUAUGUCUUUCCUUGCCAAUGGAAUUAUCGACCUGACCACUGCAUCUAUGGAAGCAAUUGUAAGGCAGCUGAAGAAGAAGGUAUAUUUAUUCUUCAUGGAAACAGAGGUGUGUACCACGAUGAUAAACAACCAACUUUUAGGGCUGUCUAUGAAGCAAUAAAAAAUUAUUCAUUUGGAGAUGAUCUGGUUCACUCACUGCUGCAGCCCCUAGAACUGGAAUUACAGAAAACCAUGCAUACAUACUGUGGAAGAGUUUACAAAGUAUUCAUAAAACAACUAACAAAAAGCAUAAAAGACUUGUAUGCCAGAAGAUCAAAGGGAAGGUGACUUUUGACUCCUAGCUGUUAUAUCAAGAGACUGAAUUAAUAUACUGGUCAAAAGAUGCAAGAAUUUUAAUACAGCUUGAAUGGGCUCUUAAUGUGCCCAGACAGAAGUUUACUAGCAUACAUAAAAAUGAAGAAAAUAUUCACAUAAUGAAGAACAGGAACUUUUUUCUGCAGAGGUGACUUUUUGCUCUUUUGAAGCUUAAUCACUGCUAAUGUUUAUCUUGGUUCUGAUGAUUUGGGUGUUACUGGCUUCUAUGGUCAGUACUUUUAGUCUGACCAUAAUUCAGUUAUCUAAUGAUCAAACAAACAAGGAAGAAAUGAAGAUGGUUCUGUUUGAGAGUGUACCUCAUAUAUUGUCUAAAAUUAUAUUAAAACUGUGAAUGUAGCAAUAACUGAGUCAGCAGCACUAACCUCACUUUAAAGGUGCGAGCCUUUAUGUAAACAAAGUUGUUUACAAGUGCAGAAAAUACUCUGUUUUCAACAAAAUGGGUUGUAAUUAUUGACAAUCUGUAUGUGCCUUUACGUGUUCAUCUCUUACAUGUUGAAGUACUGUUUUGACAAUCUUGUUUAUCUCAGAUGUGAACUGCACGCUAUAAAUAGGAUUUUCUGGGAAGCUGAUAACUAGUAUGUGAUACUAGUUUUCUCCAUUGGUAAAUACGGAGACUUUAUAUUAAAAAACAUUUUUUUGAACAUUGUAGAGCCGUUAGCUCUAAAAGGUAGAGCAGAGUUGAGGGGGUUUUAAGUAAAAAUUCAUUUUGAAGUUGCUUGUCUUAUGAUACUUUUUAAAAAAUUCAUGGUUUUGCAGCUUUAAUAGGGCAUUUGGGAAGCCAAGAAAAACCCAACAGUGGAAAUCUGUUGCUGUUGUAUUUCCAUACUAGGAAUUAUUACCUGAUGAUUGUUAUAGAGUAUGUAGGACCUAAAAGUGAAGAGCUGUAGUAAGAGUUCUGAUGCUUCAUCAGACUGUGUAGUAGAUAGGUUUCUUAGAGAAUAUAUCCUGUUACCAUAUAUUUUUAAAUAACAUGGCUUUAAAAUAGCUUUGGGGCAGACUCUCAAUGCAAUGAAUGCAUUACUGUCAAUAGGGUGAUAGUGAUUUGCAACAGGUAAGGAUUAGGCUUUCUUCAACUGUCUUAGUGAAAAAAAGAAGUACUGUUUAUGCAAUACAAACUUUUUCCCCAGAGAAAAUGAUGAAGAAAAGGGCAGAACUCUAGUGUUACAGUAAAAUAUUUAAGCUUACAUGGUAUAAAAUGUAUUUGUAAAGUAUAUUUGAACUUAGAUAACCUGUCUAAGUGAGAUGAAGUCUUCAUAAAGUGAGGUUUUGGAUUCCAGAAAAGUUCCUGUGUGUUGAACAUGGAGGAUCCACUCACUGACUUGCACCUUCAUCCCAACCCCAUUUUAGAAGCUUAAUUUUUGUGGCUGUUUCCAUGUCAAAAGUAGGAUGCCUCUGAUUUCCAGAUUCAUGUGAGUUGAGCAAAUGCUUUAGCAGUACAAAAACGCACUACACUAUAAGCAGAGUUUAUAUUCUGUUUCUAAUCUCCCUGCGGGCUCAGGGUGUAAAUUUCUGGGAUGAAAACUAGGAAGCAGUCUGCCUUGCAUGUAGAUCUCUUUUCCUUGCUGUGUAACCUUUUGAAGACUGAAAAUGGAGAAAUCUGUGUGAAGGUGAAUACUGUGACUGACUGAUUUUACAGUAUGCAGUGCAUUAUUUUUUUACAUAAAUACUGAUUUUUAUAUCAA
Molecule: messenger RNA, 2861 nt
Organism: Manacus vitellinus (golden-collared manakin)
Lineage: Eukaryota; Metazoa; Chordata; Aves; Passeriformes; Pipridae
Gene: GXYLT1
Product: glucoside xylosyltransferase 1
Exons: 8
Coding region: 67-1131 (354 amino acids)
Biological process (GO): protein O-linked glycosylation via N-acetylgalactosamine
Molecular function (GO): UDP-xylosyltransferase activity
Source: RefSeq, a predicted model, not a curated record